UACUUGUCAAUCUCAUCUUCUCCCCAUAUCAUUCAUAUCCCCAUUAUUUUCAUUCAUAAUAGUACUACUAACUACUAUAUUCUAGUAGCUAUAUUGAUGUAUGCAUAUAUGUAUGAGAUUUCAAAUUAAAAAAAAAAAACUAAAAAUGUAGUUACAUAAUUCCAAUAAUAGUUUUGUGAAUUAGUACACCGACCAUGUAGUUAGUAGUAGUCAUAUCAUUUUCUUUGAUCGUACGUAGUAGUUGUCAUGAUAAUCCUUUUUUUUCAUGAUAAUCCUUGUGUUUGUUUGAAAGGUUUUGAUGUUAACGGGUGCUCCCAGAGAGGCAAUAUAAUCAAUGCAUCUAUUGAGUCGCUAAUUAGUACUAUUAGUGUUCUUGGAAUCUGUCCUUUACGUAUGUCGGUUGUUGCUAGAUUAUAAUGUGUUUAAGUGUACUCAUCGGCUAAUCAACCUGAAAUUUUAAUUUUGUACUACGCAUUUUUAAUAUCAUGUAAUUCAUAAGUAAUCCUGAACUAUAACUUCUUUUAGUUAUAGGUUAGGGAACAAAUUGGAGUAGAGAAGAUUUUUCAUGUAAGUAUGGGUGCAUCCGGGUUAUAAUGUCUAUGAAGAAUAUACAGGUUACAUUAACUAUAUAUGUUGUCAAUCAAAUCUAUACAUACAGAUUUAAUAUUGAUAUACAUAUGUACAUUACAAUAAAAUUACUAUUAUUAAAAGAAUUAACGCAGUACGUUCUUCAUGCAAAAUAUAUAAAUCUAUUGUGUAUGUUUUUUUUGGUUCAGAUUAAAAGAAUUAUGUUAUGUUUUAUACGUCUUUUUGAUAGACCCGGGUUUAACCUCCCACCCGGGGAUUAGGUCUGUGUCUUUAAUAGACCCAGUUUAAUUAUUUUCUUUAACAAAAAAAAAGUUAUACGUCUUUUAUAUAAAAAUGAUUUGUUUGUGAAAUCCAGUGGUGAUUUUAUAAAAUAAAAGGAAUAAAACCGAGAAAACAAAUAUAUGUUUCUAAUUUAGCAAAAAAAACAAAUAAAUGAAUCUAUCCGUAUGUAGAAUAUUAAUUUGUUAAAAAAACAAUUAAAAAGAACGCGUUUUAGGUGGUCUACUCUCUCGCUAUAUAUACAUAUACAUAUGCGUGUGCUUGCAGAAACCCAAAUUGCAUGCUCCCAUUCUCAGAUUCACAUACAAAGAUAUCUCAACAUUCAGACCCACAAACCAUCCAAUAGCACUUUCUACUACAUAUUUGUCUAUUUCCUCCUUCUACCAUAUAAUUCUCAUCUCCUAAAUAUCAAUAAAAUAAACAGAAACCUAAUAUGUAGUUGUUGUUUUUUAUGAACAUUUAGUUGUUAUCUCUCUCUCCGCUCCAAAAUAAACUAGUUCAAAAUGUGGAUGAUGGGUUACAACGAAGGAGGUGCAGAUUCCUUCAACGGAGGAAGAAAACUUCGCCCUCUCAUCCCACGCCUCUCCUCUUGCCCCAGUGCCGCCGCAAACACCAACUCCGACCACCGCUUUAACAUGGUGAUGGCUACAAUGACGGCUGAGCAGAACAAAAGGGAGCUCAUGAUGCUAAACUCAGAACAUCAACAUCCACCUAUGAUGGUGAGCUCACGAUGGAACCCCACACCGGAUCAGUUAAAGGCUCUUGAAGAGCUUUACCAACAAGGAACUAGAACUCCUUCUGCCGACCAUAUCCAACAAAUCACCGCGCAGCUACGUAGGUACGGAAAGAUCGAAGGCAAAAAUGUUUUCUAUUGGUUCCAAAACCACAAAGCACGUGAACGCCAAAAACGGCGACGACAAAUGGAAAAUGGCCACGACGAAUCUGUCUUUACGACAACUAGUCUUGUCUCAAAUCACGGUUUCGACAAGAAAUAUCCACCAGGUUACAAGGUUGAACAGACGAAGAAAUGGAUAUGUUCGGUCGGAUGCGACACACAACCACAGAAACCUCAUGAACUUCAUCAUCAGGAAGAGCCUGUCUCCAUAGCAUUACCAACAAAGGGCAAUGGUCGUUAUGUAGGAAACGAGAGACAAAGCUUUCCCGGGAGAAAUGCCAUGUCGCAGAUGAUGCAACUUGCACCUGGACAUUACCCUUAUUCACGACAACAACAACAUCAUCAUGAACUCAUUCUCAAUUCAACUACUGUUACGUCUAGCUUCUCUGCUAGCAACAGUACUGUUUCCGCUGCUAAAGAUACCGUCACAGUUACACCUUUAUUUCUGAGGACAAGAGCAGCAACCAACACAGGAACUUGUGAUGAUAAUAAAGAUCAAGAACGUCAUGAAGAUUGCGUAAACGGUGAAUUGGAUCACCAAGAAAAGACACUAGAGCUGUUUCCACUGAGAAAAGAAGGAUUUUGUAUCAGUGGUGGAGAUGAUGGGAAAGAGAAAGAGAGUGGCAUUCACUGUUUCUAUGAGUUUCUUCCAUUGAAGAACUAAUACCUACUUGAUUUUGUUUUUCAAGAGCAACAUGUUUUUUGUGUAUUUUAAAUUAAGUAAUCAAUCAAGUUAUAGUGUGAGAAAAAGGAUUAAUUAAGUAGGGUUUUGUUUGGGAGUGAGGGUAGAGACGUGUCUUAACUCUUUAUGGUGUUGAUGUUAACAUUUCAUAGGCGUUUGCCUUUAUAUGCACUUUGGACCACUUUCUUUAAAUGUUAAAACGAUCCAAAUUUUUUUUAAAAAGGAAUACAAACACCCAUUAAUUUAUCAUUUAUGUGGAUGUGUGGUGAGUUAGGGCUUUGGAUUAAGAAACUCGAUUGAUUUGGUUGGUGAUUGAGUGUUACUACAAUGGCAACUCCUUUUUACUAUACACCUUUUAAAAAGCCUAACUAUCUAUUUGAAAAGAAAAAUACUAAAUAUUACAACAAAUACUAUAUAUAUGUUCCAUAAUACUGUAUAGUUGUCACCUUUAGCAUGCGUAUCUUUGAGUUAUAAAUGUGCGUGAGACAAAAAGAAUUGGGUUGAUGUUGAAGUGACUAAGAGAGUGGGAGGACUUUGGUUUGGCACUUGUUUGUUUUUUUCUUCACUUGCAUGCCAACAAAAUGCCUUUACAUUUGCUACUUAUAUAAAGUAUAUUCCUCAUAUUCAAUGUCACUAUUUUGUAUUUUUGUUUACACGUAAAAUUAGUUGAAGCACCUUCUUUCUAAUCGGAGUAAUCAAACCAAAUUCAUUCUAAUUCAUGUGCUUUUGUUUUUGUUUUGGCGUUCACAAUUCACUAUAUUAACUGAAAUGUAAUGCUAAAAUAUCAUUUUACCGCGAAAAGUUAUGAUGAGGAAUCAAUGCUAAACGUAUAUAAACGCAAAUAACCGAAAACAUAAUGUAAAUAAGCAAAUGAAACAUAAAUUUCAAAUUGUAAACUAUCCAUUUGUUGUAUAUUUUCGAUUAUAAAGUUUCUAAAUUAAUCAAAUAUUUUUUUGAACUUUAAAAUUAAUCAACUAUUGACAUGGAGAAUCUUUUAUAUAUAAAAUUUGAAAGCUUUGGUGAAGAUGUAAGAAAAAUUGUAUUCUUGGAUGAUUUGAAAGUUUAAUGAUAGAGCAAAGCCAACCUCAUUAACAGAAAAGAAAGAGAAAAGACCAACCUAAUUUCAUUUUUCAAAAUAUAUUUGAAUUGAAUUAAACCACAUUAUAUAUUUAUGUAAAAUCAGUGAAAUAAUUAGAAGCUUAGCCACGAUUAUUUUCAAAUGGAGGAAAAUACAAGAUAUGAGAUAGAGAGCGUGAGAAAAUGAAAGAUGAGUGCCUUUUAGGGAAAGAAGAGACAUGACAAAAGAUAGCUCAGAAGAAUAAUAAAAUUGAGUAGCUUAUUCAUAGAAGAAGACCCCGACACUUUCCUUUCUUUUCCAAAAGAUUCAUUCAUUCUUUUAUGUUUCGUUGUACGAUUCAAUGACACUAUUUUUCUUUAAUAACAAUUUUAGAAGAAAGAUAGAGAGUGAUUUCAUAUGUUUGUAUAGCCAAUUUUGAUGCAUUAUUAUUCCAUCUUCUUCUCUUUGUGUUUGCUUUUUUCCAUGAUGAUUGUGUGUGUCUGUGAUUCUUGCGAGCAUGGAAGUAAGCAAAAAACAUAACUUUAAUCAAUCUGUACGACAAAAGUUAAAAGCAAGAAGAGAAAAUAUUAAUGGUACGCUCAUAGUCAACAGACUACCACACCUCCACACGUACAAUAUAUAGUAAUAGUAUAUUUUGUUGUUAGGAAAGAAAGAAACAUGAAUCUUCUCGUGGUGUAACGAAGAUCAAUUGGUAAACUGUAAUCGUACGGUAUAAUCUUUUGGUUAUUUCCAUGGAUCACAUAAAUCUGUGUCUGCUCGUUGGAUUAUCAUAAUAUAUCACCAGUGACGUAUUACGGUAUUAUACUAUAUGCGCAGGGCCGUGCCUGAAUAAAAGCCCAUUAAGCAUGUGUUUGGUGCCUGACGAAGAUAUAUAUAUUUUAGGGGCCAAUUAUAAUCAUAAAGAGCAUGUAGGUCUACUGGUAAUAUUGUUAUAUUUGUAGGAAUAGACCUGAAUUCAAAUCUUUUCAGCCACAUUUUUUAAUAUUUUUACUGUUUUUAGAAACAAAAAGGCCAAAAAUAUCAUUUUACUUGUGGGCCAAUAUUUUUCAGGUCUGGCACUGUAUAUGCAUAAACUUUAACUGCUAGAGAUAAUAAUUCAUAAAUCAUGUAACGGUCAAGGAAUGUAGAUGACCAACGUGGAGUCUCACCUGUACAGUAGAAGUAUGAACGUUCAAAGUAUAUAUAGACUCAUAGAUUCGCAUAAAUUAAUGUUUUUUAUAUAUAAAGCAAAAACCUCCCAUCUGGCUAGGCAAGAACACAAAUUGCGUUUUUUCUCAACUACUCCCUCUGUAUUUGAAUGACUGAUGUAAAGUUUUUCACACAUAAAGAAAAAAUAAAUACAUUCUUCUGAUUAUUUAUUUUGGUUUUACCAAUAAAGCUUCAUCACUCAUAAUUUUACAUUUUAACUUAUGAUUUAGCUUUAAAGAUAAAUAGAUUAAUUAUAUUAUAAAACAACAACCUUUUGUAUACAAGUAAAUAAUCUAAAACAUCUAUUCCAUGCAAGGUAGGUUUAUCUCUAGGUAUUUUUCUCUAGCUAGAGAAAGCCACUAGCUUUAGUAGGAGUCUAAAACAGUGAAGAAACACAAUCUACUAAUAAAUCUGAUUCAUACUUAUAAGUCAAAUGUAAAUAAAGAGAAAGAAAUGAUAAAUAAAAUAAAAUAACCCAAAAAAAUUAGUUUCUCCAAUGGAGAUUAUCAAUUCAAAUGUAAGAAUAUGUAUUAUGCAUUAUUUAUAUUUUAUAAUGGAUACCAUUGAGUUAUGGUUUUAUAUAAUUUUGAAAUAUUUUACUAAUAUUAUAUUUUAAUAUUUUUUACUAAUAAUUAUAUUUUAAUAUAUAUUUUUACUAAUAUUUAUAUUUUAAUAUAUUUUGAAUUUUUAUAUGAAAACUUUCAUUAUUAAGUAUACAGAUAAUUUAUUUAUGUUCUAUAAUUCAUGACAUCUUGACAUCUACGUAGAUAAUAUAUAGAGACGGCCGUCUAGUUGUCCUAAACACACACACGUCCAUUGUAAUUUACACGAAAGGAAUGAUCUCUUAUAAGAGAAUGUCGUAGGUUCAAUAACUAAUUAUUAAUUUGAACAUAAAAUGAUAACUAAAAAUCUAACAAAAAAAAAAGGUGAAUAGUGGACCGACACUAGUCAUUGAUAAUUUGGAGAACCUUUUUAAUAAACACCCAAAGAUGGAAGAGACAAAUUAAAAGAAGAAGAGGGAGAGACAGAGAGGAAUUGACAAGACUGGAGAAGGGAUAAGACUGUGAGGGGCAAAAUGGUGGCAGGCAUUGAGGUGGACCAUUGGUUGGGUUGGGUUGGCUGUGAAUCACCCGCAUCCUCUUAUUCUCUGCAUUUUAUUUUCUCUACUUUUGGUUGAAUCCGUCAUGCAUGUGAUUCUUCAUUCAGUCCUUCUCUCCCUUUGAGUCUUGAGAGACAAAACCAAUUUUAUCAAAAUUAGACGAUUAAAGCCUAUUUUCAAGUUUUAUUAUAUUAUUGUCAGUGAAUCUCUCCUAUCAUGAGGUCAUCAUAAUACAUGUAUGCCCCAUGUGUACGUGUAUACGUUAUACACACAUUCACAUUAGACAGUGUCACAGUAUAUAAUACUCUGACAAUGUAAGACUGCAUCACAUUCUCUGUUAUAUAUUAAUAUAUACGUUAACUGGCUAGCGAGGAAAGGGGGGGGGGUGUAGCUUUUUUUUUUUUUUUUGCCAAUCAAGUCUACGUAGAUAUGUUGGUGUUUUUUUUCUAGAUGAUGUAUCAAUACCCAAGAUUGGUAGUUUCAAAAAAAAAAUUCAAGAUUGGUUUGUGUUGUUAAUAAUUGACCAUUGGUAAAGUAUAAUUAUAAUGUGAUAUGAAAAUUGAUAGAUAUUGGAUAUUAAUUGACUGAGAGAUUGAAAUUGACACUGUUGAUUACAGAAAUAGAAGAGUAGGUGUGUGUGUAGUAGAGAUAGGGUUGGGUCAAAACCUAAAUGGGAGUCUAACGAAUCUAGUCUUGGUAUGUUGUGAUUUCAAGGCCUUUGUAUUUAUCUCCUCUCCACAGUCUAUAUUGCACAGUCCUAAGAGCAUCAUUAUCCUACCAACUCAUAAUGGGUUGCUUAAUAAUAUAAUAAUAGUAUUUAAGGAGAUAAUUUGGGUAAGAGACUUAGCUAAGCAACUUGACAUUUUUCCUCCUCCAUUGCAAGGUUCUUAUUUUAGGGUGCUUAAAAAUUUUAAAGAUUCUUUUGCCAAUAUUAUGUUCUUCAAAGGAGACCAUUCAAUACACAAAACAUACGGCAAGAGAGGAGAAGAGAAGAAGAGUAUUCACUUGUUAGAAUCCGGCCAUCCUCCAGGGAAUAAGAAGACCACCUCCUCAAACCCCAAGAAGUUAUCUUCAUUUCCAUCAUAAACAAAAAGCAAACAAUCAGAGAUGGCACAACUACAAAAAAAAAACAAAAACAGAGACUUGAAAAAAAGAUAGGACUACUAAAAGUGUGUUCCAUUCUUGUGGUUACACGA
Brassica rapa (field mustard) is the source of this 7005-nucleotide messenger RNA. RefSeq names its product WUSCHEL-related homeobox 1. Lineage: Eukaryota; Viridiplantae; Streptophyta; Magnoliopsida; Brassicales; Brassicaceae. The record is from RefSeq and is a predicted model, not a curated record. Gene Ontology annotation, molecular function: DNA binding; DNA-binding transcription factor activity. Gene Ontology annotation, biological process: plant organ development.